Messenger RNA from Falco peregrinus (peregrine falcon), 2016 nucleotides. It is a transcript of the gene CSRP3, whose product is annotated as cysteine and glycine rich protein 3. The transcript is spliced from 6 exons. Gene Ontology annotation, cellular component: nucleus; Z disc; cytoplasm. Gene Ontology annotation, biological process: sarcomere organization; muscle tissue development; cardiac muscle contraction. Gene Ontology annotation, molecular function: actinin binding; structural constituent of muscle. The record is from RefSeq and is a predicted model, not a curated record. NCBI's taxonomy places the organism in Eukaryota, Metazoa, Chordata, Aves, Falconiformes, Falconidae. The coding region runs from base 101 to 691 and encodes 196 amino acids.
UGCAUUUAAAGAGCGCAGGAAUCCCUCACGGUGCAGCCCUUCAGGCCCAAGGAGGCAGGGGGAAGCAUCAAGCGACUCCGGUUGCCCUUCAGAUAUAAGGAUGCCAAACUGGGGAGGUGGAGCCAAAUGUGGUGCCUGUGAAAAGACCGUGUACCACGCUGAGGAAAUCCAGUGCAAUGGAAGGAGUUUCCACAAGACGUGCUUCCUCUGCAUGGCUUGCAGAAAAGCUCUGGACAGUACCACAGUAGCAGCUCACGAAUCCGAAAUCUACUGCAAAACUUGUUAUGGGAGGAAAUACGGUCCCAAAGGUAUCGGCUUUGGACAAGGGGCAGGAUGUCUAAGCACUGAUACCGGUGACCAUCUGGGCCUGAAUCUGCAACAGGGGUCACCAAAGUCUGCUCAUCCUUCUACACAAAGUAAUCCUUCAAAGUUUGCCAAAAAGAUGGUAGAUGUGGAUAAAUGUCCCCGUUGUGGCAAAUCAGUGUAUGCUGCAGAGAAGAUCAUGGGAGGAGGAAAACCCUGGCAUAAGACGUGCUUCCGCUGUGCUAUCUGUGGAAAGAGCUUAGAAUCCACGAACGUUACAGACAAAGAUGGAGAGCUCUAUUGUAAAGUUUGCUAUGCAAAAAAUUUCGGUCCCAAAGGAAUUGGGUUUGGUGGCCUCACCCAAGUGGAAAAGAAGGAGUGCGAAUGAGAAGAAAUGGAUGCAACAGACUCCAACUGCUGCUGAUGCCACCAAGUGAUAGUUGUCAAGUAAAACAUUAAAGAUCACAUAUUGCUAAGGACCUAGGGCAUUUAAUAUUUUCCACUUUGCAGGAAAAACUUGUGAGCUUGUAUCUUAAGAAAUUCUUAGAAUAGCUUAAAAAGGUACAGUGAUAAAACAAGAUUCAUGCUUGUUUUACAGUAAAAAGACAAAAAGCUCUCAUGGAACAUUAUUGCUUCUUAAACUAAUAUUUACCACACUUCGGACUGGAAUUUUAAAGACUCAGCAUACUGUCCCAUUUAGUUAGAGAUACCUUAUGGAGCGCGAGGGUCAGAGUGUUCCAAGUUAGGCUGUUACUUUCCUUUGUUCAGAACGUUAUGCUGUCUGUGUUUCUACCAAUCUCCUAGCGGCAUUUUGAACAUGUUGACAUUUUGUGUUAUGGCAAAGUAGAUGUUAUUCGCUUUGAGACAAUUAAAAAGGAUUUGGAAUUCUUUCAAAGGGAGAUAUUUCUGAAGAAAAACAACAUUUUCUUAGAACACUUUUAAGUUUUGUUAUUGUAUGAUUUCAAGCUACAAUAAAGUACUGAUAUUGCUUCACAUUAUUUUUACUUCAAUUUGCUUGUGAUUUUUAUGUUCCACGGUGUUGCAGAUAAAUGCACUUCACAGAGAUGAAUUACAUUCCCUAUUUCUUAACUACAAGAAUUGCACUGCAUUACACUGCUUUACUCUUACAUUAUCAGUUCUAGAUGCUAUUUAACUUGAAUUUUCUGAUCUUGAUCCGUUUCCCUGCUGGUUUCCGUUAUUACCUACUUUGACUUAUAUUCCAAACCACACCGACCAGGUGGCUACUCCAGACCGACACUGAAGCCUUUCCUCAGGAACAUGGCUGAUAUCUAGCUAUUAAAGAUCUAUGCACGUAGCUGGGAACAAUUCCCACUUUUUUUAUACAUUGCUAUUUUCCAUCAUCAGCUUACCCAUUUUCAUACACUAACAGGGCAUAUAUACAUGACAAAACGUAAGUCGAAGAGUCAGACUUUCUCUUAGUUUGGUGCCUACCUGUUCUUAAAUACCUCACUCGUCACAUAUCCCUUGAAUCUAUUUCAGUCUGUAAAGAUAUAGUUAGAAGCAUGAAAGCUCUAUUUUAUUACAUGUAAACCCCUCAAACAAAAAGACUUACUAGAGCUUUUCACAACAUAAGCAAUAAAAUUACAGGGUAAUUUUAACAUUAAAUUUUUCACUACAAACAUUCCCCUUAAUUUUCAAAUGUAAUUUUCUUAUAUUGUCUGCAAAACAAAGCAAAGGGUACCAAUGUGGUUU